Daucus carota subsp. sativus is the source of this 1854-nucleotide messenger RNA. RefSeq names its product probable receptor-like protein kinase At5g24010. The record is from RefSeq and is a predicted model, not a curated record. The transcript has a single exon. Bases 83 to 1525 code for a protein of 480 amino acids. Gene Ontology annotation, biological process: protein phosphorylation. Gene Ontology annotation, molecular function: transmembrane receptor protein tyrosine kinase activity. NCBI's taxonomy places the organism in Eukaryota, Viridiplantae, Streptophyta, Magnoliopsida, Apiales, Apiaceae.
AUGAAUUUCCCAGCUGUCCUAACGCGUUACAAAACUCCAUUAAUAUCAAACACUUUCCUCUUUCUCUUUAUUCCCCAAAUCCAUGGCAACCCAGAUUACUCAAACCCCCAGGUUCUUCAUAAUCUGUAUCUAUAUCCUCUAUGUAUCUCAUUUUAUCACCUCCUUCUCUCCCACAGAUCACUAUCUCAUUAACUGUGGCUCAGCUUCACCUGAAAUUCAAGAUUCCGACCACCGGACCUUCACCGGAGACUCAUCGGAAAUAGGGUCCCGCUUUCUGUCCUCAGGUGACUCAAUCUUGGUAAGUGAAACGACCCCAGAUCAUAAUUUGUCUCCAAUUUAUCAUACUUUUAGGGUUUUUAAAAGGCAUUCAAGAUAUGUGUUUGAUGUGAAAAAGAAAGGUGCUUUCCUGAUUCGUUUGCAUUUUGGGGGUUUGAAUUUGAAUAAAUUUGAAGGGGCUGUAAAGUUUCAUGUUUUGGUUAAUGGGUAUGUGUUGUUGUAUGAUUUUAGUGGUGGGGAUGUGGGGAAUUUUGUAGUUAAGGAUUAUGUUGUUUGGGUUGAGGAUGAUAAGGUUGUGGUUAGUUUUGUUCCGGCGACGAAGAGUGUUGGUUUUGUUAGCGGGAUUGAAGUGAUUUCGGCUCCGGAAGAUUUGAUUGGUGAUGUGGGUAGGUUUGUGAGUUCUGAGGGUGUUGAGGUGCUUAAUGGAUUGAUGAAAAAUGGUUAUGAAAAUGUUUAUAGGGUGAAUGUAGGUGGUUAUAAGGUCACGCCUUUUAAUGAUUCUUUGUGGAGGACUUGGGUUACUGAUGAUGAGUUCUUAAAGGUGAAUGAUGGAUCGAACAAGUUUCAUUUUGGUGGUCGUAUUAAGUAUCGUAUGGGAGGGGCAAGUCGUGAAGUUGGUCCAGAUAAUGUUUAUAAUACUGCGAGGGUGAUUGUUAGUGAGAGUGAUUCCAUUGCUAGAUCAAAUAUUACAAUGGUGUUCUCAGUGUUUGGAGGUUACAAGUAUCUUAUUCGGAUGCAUUUUUGUGAUAUUGCUAGUAUUUCAAUCGGCAUGCUUUACUUCAACGUUUAUGUAAACGGGAAUUUGGCAUAUGAGAAUUUGGAUCUCUCUUUGAUUUCAAAUAAUAUGCUGGCUUCUCCAUUCUAUGCUGAUUUUGUGGUGGAUGGGGAUAGCUCAGGGGUUAUAACUCUUAGUGUUGGUCCUUCCAAUAUGAGCAUGCCGCAUGCUCUUAAUGCUAUUCUAAAUGGAGUUGAAAUUAUGAAGAUCAAUAAUUCAUUUGGUAGUCUCGAUGGACCAGUUUCGGCAAAAUCAAUCAUGGAAUGCAGGCCAAGUAUCGAUAUCAGUGUGUGGGCUUCAGUAGUUGCUGCUAUGAUCUUGUUUCUGGUUGCGCCUGUGUUUGUAAAAAGGAGAAGCAAUGCUGUCAAGGAAUCAGUGGCAUGGUCGCCAUUGCCCGUUGAUGAUGUUAAUUUGAAGCAAGGUCCCGUUGAUGAUGUUAAUUUGAAGCAAGGUCAUCAGAUAAAUGUCACCUAGAAAACUUCUUAUGCUCAUAAUAUGUUUCAAAUGGUGCAAAUAUAUGUAUCUUUAUGAACUUGAUGCUUGGUAAGAUUGUAUUAUUUUGGAUGAGCCACAACUUUGCACCUAUUACAGAAACUGGUAACCUUAAUUUUAAGAAUUUUCCAUUCCACUACCGUUGUGGCUCAUAAGAUUGUAUAGCCUGUAAUUGUAGCCAACUGUUGAAACAUACUUGCACUGUAAAUUACAUUUCAUUUUAAGUCUAAGCCUCAAAAAGGUUCUUAUGGACUUGUGUGGAGUGUUUUAAGCUUCUUAAUACACGAUUUGAUUUAACGCUUUUCCUUUUU